Adineta steineri is the source of this 1935-nucleotide messenger RNA. Lineage: Eukaryota; Metazoa; Rotifera; Eurotatoria; Adinetida; Adinetidae. The record is from the annotation of a GenBank genome assembly.
AUGAUUGUCUCAAUUAUCCUUAUAUUAUUUCUUCAAUUUAUUUAUUCAACUGCUGCAACAGCAAAUGAUAUCGCUAAUAUUCGGUAUAGUUCUUUAAUAUCAGCACAAUGUAAAGCACGCUGUUUAUAUGAAUAUCGAAAUCAUCAUCAUCAACAACGUUCGGUACCAGCUACAUUCAAUAAUGAAAAAUCGAAAAGAGUACUGACGACACAUGCACUAACUUUACCAUGGCGAUCUAUCUGGGAGCGUUGUCCACGCCUUAUCACAUGUAACUCGUGUCUACUCCCAUGUGACUUAGAUCCACCACUUCUCUUGUCUAACGAACAAAGUUGUCAAGCAAUCUGUUCUACAUUAACAAACGUUGAAUGUCAACGAAGUUGUGUUUUUAUUCAAAAACUUUAUCAACAACAAUCAAAUUGUUUGACAGACGAUUGUCAAUCAACAUCAUCAUGUUCACCAUUGAAUGAUUGUUUCGAAAAAGUCCCUCAACCGAAUAAUGUCACUGCUAUUGAAAGGAAAAGUCGACGAACCGUACGAUUAAAAUGGAGUUCAAAUGGAAUGACAAAUCUUGAGCCUAUUUUCUAUGUUAUUGAAGCACAAUGGACAUUACCAAAAUCAGAUAUGAAUCAACAAGAUACAGUUUCGAAAUGGGGUUUUGUCAAAGAAGAAGUAUCACAUACAAAAGCAAUUAUAAGAAAUAUUCAACGAGAUAAUCGAUGGUAUACAUUUCGUGUUGCUGCUGUAACACGACAUGGUUAUUCACCAUUUUCAACAACAACAAAACCUUUUCGUUUAAGUUCAAAUUCAAAAAAUAAUUCACAAAAUUCAUUUACAACAAUAGCAUCACCUAAAAAUUUAAUUGUAAAGGAUUUUCAAACAGAAUCAAAUACAAAACUAAAUGUAACUCUUCAAUGGGAGAAACCAGAUUUCCUUGUUCAUGGUUAUCAGAUUUCAUGGGAAGGAGAGAAUGAUUCAGCAUCCUUUGUAAAUACUGUCGAUGUUUCUUCAGCAUUAUAUCCAUUAGAAUUAACUAUUCCAUUUUUGUCUAUGCAUACAUCGUAUAUUUUUAAAAUUCGUUCAUUAAUUAUCCCUGAUGGUGAUCUUAUUCAAAUGAGUGCACCAAUUUCAAUAAAGUUUAAUUAUGACGACGAAUUAUUUUCAAUAAAAAAUUUUCAUAUAUCCGAACCAUAUUUUAUAAAUGGUUUAAUUAAAACAAAUAUAACAUGGAAUAAAAUCAAUGAUUAUCGUAUUCAACAAUAUGAUUUACAUUGGAUUGAAACUCAAUGUUAUUCAGAUGUAUUAUCAUGUUGUUAUAGACGUGAUGCAUUUACAAUAGAAAAUUCAUUUGAAUUAUAUGAUUUACGUUUUAAUUGUACAUAUGUAUUAAAUAUAAAACCAGUUAUACCAAAAAUACGUAUUCAAAAACCUUUUCAAGUUCAUUUUAAUGUUAGUUCAUGUCAAUCAAUACAUAUAUUUGGAACUAUUCGUCCAUCAUGUCAAAUAGAUGAUAAACAAACUAUGUCAUCCUUAUCACCACUUAAUCUAAUUGUAACAAGAAAUGAAUCAGGUAUUCAAUUCUAUUGGCAAAAUAUUCAUUCACUUUCUAAUGAUGGUACUGAUAUUGUAUAUCGAUUACGUAUUGAACAGCUGCCAAGUCAUAUCGAACUUAUUUCUAUUGAUCUUUUGCCUACGAUAACAAAUUAUUUUUUACCUUAUUCAAAUCAACAAGAAGAUCAAUAUCUUAAUGUUACAUUAACUUUAUUAGAGAAUAUGACAGUUCGUCAACAAAAAUCUCUAUUAAUUGAAAAUUAUCAAAAUAAUUAUAGAACCAAUCGUAAUCUUCCUUUGAAUAUUGUAUCAUUAUCAACAAGAAUUCAAAUGAAAUUCUAUCUUAUUAUUAUAUUAUUUAUUUCAAUUGAUUUAAUACGACGAUAA